Wasmannia auropunctata (little fire ant) is the source of this 344-nucleotide messenger RNA. RefSeq names its product superoxide dismutase [Cu-Zn]-like. Gene Ontology annotation, biological process: removal of superoxide radicals. Gene Ontology annotation, molecular function: copper ion binding; superoxide dismutase activity. NCBI's taxonomy places the organism in Eukaryota, Metazoa, Arthropoda, Insecta, Hymenoptera, Formicidae. The record is from RefSeq and is a predicted model, not a curated record.
CAGUCUUUCAUUCACUGUACAUUUAAUACUAUUUUAUCUCGGCUAUACACUGUUAAUCCGUUAGGCACUCACGGCGCACCGGAAGACACUGUCAGACACGUCGGCGAUUUAGGAAACAUCCAGGCCAAUUCUGCGGGAGAAGCGGUAAUAAAUAUCACUGACAAUAUCAUCUCGUUGAGAGGACCGAACAGUAUCCUGGGACGAUCCAUAGUUGUGCACUCCGGCGAAGACGAUCUUGGCAAGGGCAAUAAUUCUCUCUCCUCGACAACUGGAAAUGCUGGCGAUCGCUGGGCCUGCGGUGUCGUUGGCAUCGAGUAGGUUAUCGUGGUUAUAUAUAUUUCACG